This is a messenger RNA of Pocillopora meandrina, 429 nucleotides long. The record is from the annotation of a GenBank genome assembly. Lineage: Eukaryota; Metazoa; Cnidaria; Anthozoa; Scleractinia; Pocilloporidae.
AUGCAACUUAUAGCCGCAUCAAAUGAACCACCUUCCCCUCCCCCUUACAGGGAGGUGGUAGAGGAAAGCUCUACAACUGGAUGUUCAGGAAGCUAUUUGAACCAUGAUGCUCUGUUGGAAGAAGAUUUAGCUAGGGAGAUAAGUCAGCUCACACCUACAUAUAUGCAUCGCCUUGCAGCCGAAGCAAAUGAACUACCUCCCCCUCCCCCUUACAAUGAGGUAGUAGAGGAGGGCUCUAGAACUGGAUUUUCAGGAAGCUAUUUGAAUCAUGUUGCCGUGUUGGAAGAAGAUUUACCUUUGGAGAGAAGUCAGCUAUCACCUACACAUAUGCAUCACCUUGUAACUGAAUUGAAUGAACUACCUUCCCCUCCCCCCUACAGUGAGGUAGGGGAGGAAAGAUUUAGGGGGGAGGGUCCGGAGCGCGACUAA